This is a messenger RNA of Alosa alosa (allis shad), 870 nucleotides long. RefSeq names its product cytochrome P450 2G1-like. The record is from RefSeq and is a predicted model, not a curated record. Gene Ontology annotation, cellular component: cytoplasm; intracellular membrane-bounded organelle. Gene Ontology annotation, molecular function: oxidoreductase activity, acting on paired donors, with incorporation or reduction of molecular oxygen, reduced flavin or flavoprotein as one donor, and incorporation of one atom of oxygen; iron ion binding; heme binding. Lineage: Eukaryota; Metazoa; Chordata; Actinopteri; Clupeiformes; Clupeidae. Gene Ontology annotation, biological process: xenobiotic metabolic process.
AUGGAGCAGUGGAUCCAGGAGGAGAGCAGACACCUGCUGGAGAGCCUGAGACAAACCAAAUCUCCGUUUGAUCCCACGUUCUUCCUGAGCCGUGCCGUGUCCAACGUGAUCUGUUCUCUGGUGUUCGGACGGAGCUUCAGCUACGACGACGUCGACUUCCUGCGUCUGCUGCAGAUCAUCUCUGAUACAGUUUGCGUUGGGAGCAGCCCCUGGGGACCGUAGGAGAAAGACAUCCCAAACACAGAGUUCCACUAUGAUAACCUGGCAGCAACAGUUUUUAACCUUUUCCUAGCUGGGACUGAAACCACCAGCACCAUCAGAUUUGCCUUCAUGAUACUCAUAAAGCAUCCAGACAUUCAAGAACGUGUACAAAAGGAGAUUGAUUCAGUGCUUGGCCAACAUGGCGUCCCACGAAUGGAAGACAGGAAGUCCCUCCCCUUCACUGAUGCUGUCAUCCAUGAAGUUCAGCGCUAUAUGGACCUCGUACCCCUCAAUCUCCCACACUUAGCCAUCAAGGACAUCUCAUUCAAGGGCUACACCAUUCCUAAGGACACUGUGAUCAUUCCCAUGCUGCACUCUGUGCUCCGGGACGAGGACCAAUGGGAGAAGCCCUGGACCUUUAACCCUGACCACUUCCUGGACAAAAAUGGGAACUUCAAAAAGAACCCAGCAUUCCUUCCCUUCUCUGCAGGUAAACGGGUGUGUGCAGGUGAGUCAUUAGCGCGGAUGGAGCUCCUGAUCUUCCUGGUGUCCAUAGUGCAGCAGUUCCACCUCACCCCUGGAGGACCAUACAGCAUUAACAUCAGCCCAGAACUCAGCAGCUUCACCAACCUGCCUCACAAAUACCAGCUCAUUAUCACCCCCCGCUGA